AUGAAUAAAUCAACUGGUAUUUCAUAUUCAUCUAUUAAUCGAGCUGGUGUUGUUCGAAGAACAUAUUGUAAUCCGUGUUGUGGCUGUCAUCCAUGGUUAAAACUUAAAUCUUGCCUUAAAUCAUGUGCCCGUUUGCCUUGGACCAUAAUUUUUGCCAUACUCAUGUCAUCUAAUGGCAUUGGAUUAAUUUGUUACUCCUUGGUUAGAUCAACUGUUCUUUCUGAUCAACUUACUUAUGAUCUCUUUAAUCGUAAAUAUAUCUGGCUAAAUGACCUGGAAGUUGGUAUAAUUAUUCUUGGUUUUGUUAUUUCUCUUCUUAUAUUGAUAAAUUUAAUCAUUGGAUGUACCACCAAUACCCAAAAAAGACCAAGAUACAAUUUUACCACCAGUUGUUAUGACAACUUAUGCACUCCAGCCUCAAAUUGUGUUGUUAAAACACUUUUUAUUAUCAACUAUAUUCUGUUGGUAAUAACGAUUGCUGCCACUCUAACUCUUGGUAUAUUUUUAUUUGCUGCUUACACUACUUCAUCAUUAUGUGCAAACACUUUUUCCGAUGGAAACAUCAAUACCGAUGCUGAUAUUACACCUAACUCCAAUCAAACUCGAGAUUCACUAAAUUUACUCAUAUUCCAACCUUUCAUUGGAUUGCCUCAAAAUGAAACACAACUACUUAUCUUAACAGGAUCCAGAUUGACCAAAUUUUGCGAUGAGUUGAUUCCCUCAGUAUUGGUUUAUGUCCAGAUGUGCUUUGCCGGGUUGAUUCUUCUCGUCACUGGCUUACUCAAUUUCAUUUUAACUGUUAACACUAACUGGACUGUAAUAACAACCAAGAGAAAAUUUGAAGAAGUUGUCUUCCUUAAUUCAGCUGAAAUGACUAAUUUUGAUGAAAUGGAGUGA
Molecule: messenger RNA, 897 nt
Organism: Tetranychus urticae (two-spotted spider mite)
Lineage: Eukaryota; Metazoa; Arthropoda; Arachnida; Trombidiformes; Tetranychidae
Biological process (GO): neuron projection development
Cellular component (GO): plasma membrane
Source: RefSeq, a predicted model, not a curated record